UCCAUUUGCGUCUCCGCCCGACCGGUCAUCAGCGCCCUGUCCCACUCUGCUCCUGGGUCUCUGCUGCCAUCAGCCAGUUUCUGAUGCAGGUUUCUUUAAAUCCUCUUUGUGUUUCAGAAGUCACACUUCCCCGAACGCCUUUAGCACCAACACUGUAUUUGCACACGUUCAUGCGCACAAAACAGGAAACACUAUUAAAAGACAGUGAGAGGUGUUAAGGCCGUUCCUAAAUAACUCCUGAUCCUCUUCUCAUGAAGAAAAGAUGAAGUCAGAGUUUAAAUCUUUUCUGUCUGUAUCAGGAUGGCAGCAAACAUCUGCUGCUGUCUUUUUGCCUUUUUCCUGAGCUGUAAAGUCACUGCAGGUUUGAUGCAUGAAGUGGCUGAAGAAGAGCGCUCCGUUGUUCUGAGGUGUCCUCUCUCCGAGGAGCGCAGAGUGACGUGGAGCAGAGAGAGAAAUGACAGCAGAGAGGAGAUCCUAACAGCCGAUGGCGGACGUUUAAUAAGACACGAUGACAUCACCAAGCAGUACACUGCAUACGACGACCUGUCGCUCUACAUUUACAGAGCUGCUGUCUUGCACUCGGGAACCUACUUCUGUGACGAUAAAGCUGCUGUGGCGCUCACAGUGAUCCCGUCAGGAACAAUGAGACUCGCUGUUGUCGGGGGGAGGAACGUCACCCUGAGAUGCCCUCAAGCUGGUCGAAGAUCAGGAAGUCCAUCGUGGAGCAGAAGUUUUGCUGGAAAACAACAGAUAGUCUGCCCUCAUGCUUCCACUGUGGGCCAGAUGUUGAUUAUUCCAGAUGUUCAGCUUGCUGACUCUGGACUGUACCACUGUGAUGGAAAACCAGCUGCUUAUCUAAAAGUGAUCAAGGAGGAGAAAUCUGACAGCGGUGAGAAUAAGACAGUGAAUAUAAAAUAUCUCAUGGUAGUGACCUUGGGGCGGGGUGUGGUUUGUGGCUCAGCUGCCUGGGAGGGGUGGAGCAAUGGAUUCAGGGUGUGGUGUCAGGGGAGGUUUACUCACACACGUGACCUAAUUAUCCAAUCAUGUUGCUGGGACCUGAGAUACCUGUGUGUGACACAGAAGGAGGGCAGCUGGAAAGCUGGAAAAUAAAAGACAUUUAAAAAGUGCAACUCUGCUUGGCCAGAUGGCCAUGCAGCGGCCA
Haplochromis burtoni (Burton's mouthbrooder) is the source of this 1162-nucleotide messenger RNA. RefSeq lists its product as uncharacterized. NCBI's taxonomy places the organism in Eukaryota, Metazoa, Chordata, Actinopteri, Cichliformes, Cichlidae. Bases 301 to 1110 code for a protein of 269 amino acids. The transcript is spliced from 3 exons. The record is from RefSeq and is a predicted model, not a curated record.